AUGUCGAGUGGAAGCAGUGCUGGAUUUGACCGUCACAUCACCAUCUUUUCCCCGGAGGGACGUGUUUAUCAGGUGAGGUUUCUCGCAGAAUCUUUCAAAUAAUCCAUUUCAUUUUCAGGUCGAGUAUGCCUUUAAAGCGAUCAAUACGAUGAAUCUGACGGCUGUCGCUGUGAAAGGGAAAGAGGCGGCGGUGAUUGCCGUGCAGAAGCGCGUGCCGGAAAGUCUGAUGGUGCCCGAAAACAUAACUUCUGUCUUCCAAAUCUCGCCGACAGUCGGCUGCUGUGCCAUCGGAAUCUUGCCCGAUGCGCUGUACCAAGUGAAACGCGCGCGGGGCGAAGCGGGUAGUUUCAAGUACAAAAACGGGUACGAUAUGCCGUGCGAACUGCUCGCCAAAAGGAUGGCCGACCUCAACCAGUACUACACCCAGAACGCAGAGAUGCGCUGUCUCGGCGUUGGUCGGUUCUUUUCUGAAAGGUUUUGCGAAUUUAAGUUAUAUUUCAGCGCUCAUUUUCAUCUCGUACGACGACGAAAAAGGUCCGGAAGUGUUCCGCGUGGACCCGGCCGGCUACUUCCGUGGAAUGCGUGCCGUGUCGGUCGGAGUGAAGCAGGGACAGGCGACCACGUUUCUCGAGAAGAAGAUCAAAAAGAAGACGGAGUGGGCGUCGGCCGACACUAUCGAGCUGGCCAUCGACGCAGUUCAGACGGCAUUGGGCGUCGACGUGCGCGCCAAGGACCUCGAAGUGCUCGUUGUGACCAAAGACAAAACGUCGUGCACGAAGCUUACCGCCGAACAGAUCGAGCAGCAUCUCAGCCAGAUUGCCGCCUACGACUAA
Messenger RNA from Caenorhabditis sp. 36 PRJEB53466, 833 nucleotides. Lineage: Eukaryota; Metazoa; Nematoda; Chromadorea; Rhabditida; Rhabditidae. The record is from the annotation of a GenBank genome assembly.